Molecule: messenger RNA, 4572 nt
Organism: Gryllus bimaculatus (two-spotted cricket)
Lineage: Eukaryota; Metazoa; Arthropoda; Insecta; Orthoptera; Gryllidae
Source: the annotation of a GenBank genome assembly
GGGAUAUGAAAUUAGCAUUAUUGAACCCCCAAAAGCAAAUUUUUACAAGUCCUAUUUCAAGAAGAAGUUUCACGCCAUCCUGCACCACCCCCACAGCACUACUUGACUCACAAGCUUGAGGUCUCCACGCGCGUUUAAUGCGUCGGCUGGUCGGCUGUUAGAAGUGACAGGACGUGUGGGGUGUGGGGCUUCAGCUGCGAAGACAGUGGUCUGUGUUAUGGUCCGAUGAGUCCGGAAAUGUCUGGGGAAGCUCAGGAAAGUUAUAAUGAUGACGAAACCGUGGAAAAUAUUGGUUUGGGAUGUGCGUUGGAGUAUUUUUCGGAAUCGGAAGAGGUUAUGAAAAUGAUUCACGAUUUACGAACCGUCUAUUCUACGGGAUCACCAGCCGAAAAAGCUUACGAACGGUUUUUAAAAGUUUUAACUUUGUACCAAGAACAGCGGCAUUUAUUAGACCCAUAUCUCGAAAAAAUGUUAAAUAGUCUUGUAGAACUGGUGAGAAACAAUGACUCUCCCAUGGAUCUCAAACAUGCGUCAUUUAAAUAUUUGCAAGUGGUGAUUAAAGUUCGAGGUUAUAAAGUAGUUGUUCGACAUUUACCUCAUGAGGUAUCAGAUAUGGAACCAGUUCUAACAAUGUUAGAAAAUAUAGAUCCCAAAGAUAUUGAUUGUUCUUGCACAAGAAAUGUAUUGUUGUUGUGGCUCUCUAUAAUUGUCAUGAUGCCAUUUCAUAUGUCUCGAUUAGAUAGUUUUGAACCUGGAGACAAUUCAUCAGAAGGAAAGAAAACAAUGAUGUCACGAGUGUAUGAACAAGUGAAACUGUCAUUAAGACAGGGAUUACACAUUCAGUAUGAGUCUUUUUUGGCAGCAAGAUUUCUGACUCGAUCUGAUGUGAAGGAGGUACACUUGGCAUCAUUUUUAAAUUGGUGUAAAACAGUUUUCAGUGAUCCUGCUUCUGGACCAUAUGCUCAAAGUGGUGUUCUGGCAUCAGUUGCUGCAAUUUUGAAGCAUGGAAAAAGAGAGGAUUUGCUUCCUCAUGCUCCCAACCUUUUAUCAUGGAUAAUGGGAUGCAAGUAUCGUGAGAAUCAGAACUCGCUUAUAAGGAAGUAUGGAGUUAAAGUUAUGCAACGAAUUGGAUUAACAUUUCUGAAGACUAGAGUUGCUAUCUGGAGAUAUGAACGCGGUUGUCGUUCCUUGUUGGCUAAUCUUAGUGGUGGUGAUACUCAAAAACAUGAUUCAUCUAGUUCAAAAAAUCUAUUACCUUCUGAAGAUACUGGUGAGGAAUUUGAAAUUCCUGAAGAAAUGGAGGAGGUGAUAGAGGAAUUAAUGCAGGCGUUGAGGGACUCUGAAAUGGUAAUAAGAUGGUCAGCAGCAAAAGGUAUUGGACGUGUAACUGGUCGUUUGCCAAAAGAUCUUGCAGAUGAAGUUGUUGGCUCUGUUUUGGAAAUGUUUAAUCCACGAGAAUCUGAUGGUGCUUGGCAUGGAGGCUGCUUAGCAUUGGCAGAAUUAGGGCGAAGAGGCCUCCUUGUACCGGAAAGACUGAGUGAUGUUGUGCCUGUUGUUUUAAAGGCUCUAGUUUAUGAUGAACCCAGAGGGUAUUUUUCAGUUGGUAGCCAUAUUCGUGAUGCUGCAUGUUUUGUAUGCUGGGCAUUUGCUAGAGCCUAUGAUAAAGAAAUUCUUCUCCCUUUUGUAAAUGAUAUUGCUGGUGCUUUACUUGUAGUAGCUUCAUUUGAUAGAGAGGCAAGUAGAAAUGUGAAUUGCAGGAGAGCUGGUUCUGCUGCCUUUCAGGAAAAUGUUGGUCGCCAAGGAACAUUCCCUCAUGGAAUCGAUAUUCUCACUGCUGCUGAUUACUUCAGUGUCGGAGUGCGGAAUAAUGCUUUUCUCAAUAUCAGUGUUUUCAUUGCCCAAUUUGAAGAAUACACACAAGUAUUAAUAAAUCAUUUGGUCGAUAAGAAAGUUGAACACUGGGAUGUGGCUAUUCGAGAAUUAUCUGCUAAGGCAUUGCAUAAUUUGACUCCAAGAGCUCCAACAUACAUGUCAGAAAUUGUUUUGGGAAAACUUCUGGAGAAAACUAAUUCAGUUGAUCUCAACGUUAGACAUGGGGCCAUAAUUGCUAUUGCUGAAAUAUUACAUGCAUUAUUUGUUUCAUUGGAUAUGUCGCCAAAAAUUUUUCUGGAUGUUGUGAGAGAAUGGCAAGCAUUACUGGAUGAAUGUUUUUCCCAUGAAAGUAUUAAUGUUCGUGCACGAGCUGCAUCAGCAUUGCCAGUUUUUCUCUCUGAGUAUUGUAGAACCUGUGAAAAUGAUUCAUGGGUAGUUAAAAUGUCAGAGAGGGAUGCACUCAUUGGAAAAUACACUGAACAUUUAACAGCUAACAACGAGACCACACGAAUGGGCUUUGCUUUGGCCAUAGGUUCUCUACCUGAUUUCAUUUUAAAAGGACAACUCCAUAUAGUCCUUCCUGCUUUAAUCACAUGUACGCAAGUUACUGAAACAACAGUGAAAUGGGCUGAGAGCCGCAGGGAUGCUUUAAAAGCGCUUGUAUCAGUAUGUACUACUGUAGGAGUUGAUACUUCAUCUCUAGAUAAAACAACUUCAUUGCUUAGCCAUUUGGAUGUUUUAUUCGACUGUUUCUUCAGCAGUCUAAUGGAAUAUACUUUAGAUAGUAGAGGAGAUAUCGGUGCAUGGGUUCGAGAAGCAGCUAUGUCAGCAUUGCAGACACUUACCUUACUGGUUUUGAAAGCCGACCCAUCAUUAUUAAAGCCGGAUCUAGUGAAAAGGAUUGUUGCUAGUGUGAGCCAGCAAGCUGUGGAAAGAAUAGAUAGAACUCGGGCUCAUGCCGGCAAUGUCUUCUGUAGCCUUAUUCACAGUAAUCCUCCAGUACCCAAUAUUCCUCACCAUGAACAACUUUUGGAAAUUUUUCCUCCAGAUGAAUGUAGAAACAACAUUGUGUGGAUUUCUGCUAGUAACACAUUCCCCAAAUUUGUUCAACUUCUACGCUUUCCUGAAUUUACAUAUCACAUUUUGUUGGGUCUUUUUGUCAGUAUUGGAGGCAUCACUGAAAGUUUGGUGAAACAUUCCAGCAAUUCUUUCUUUUCACUCUUAAAAGAAUGGGAGAAUGAUCCAAAAGAACUAAAUAGAAUCUGUGAUACUAUUAUAGAACUGUUCAUUGAAUAUCAUUCAGAUAACAGAGUAGUUUGCCCGUUAUAUGGAUUCUUGGAUCGUUUGCUGGGCUCUGGACAUGUAUCCUUGAUUUUGAAAGACGCAGAUAGUAAAUUUGCUUCAGAAAUACUUCGUCUUGUCAGAUCUGACAUUCAAAAGAUAAGAGAUCACAAAAAAAGAAUGGGAAGCAUUGAUGUUCUGUGCCAAUUGAUACAGGUCAAAGGUCCUGUGUCAAAAGGUGCAUUAGUACAGUUGAGCAUCUUCCUUUGUUCCUACUAUUUGACCGUUAGAAGAGCAACUGCAGCAAAACUGUACGAAUCACUUCUGCUUUAUGGAGAUGAGUCUAUAAUUCCAGAAGAGAAUUUGGAUGAAGUCAUGACAGUACUUAGUGAAACAGAUUGGGAAGAUGAAGUAGCUAAUGUAAAGCCAAUUCGAAACAGCCUGUGUGGCCUCAUGAAUAUCCCUGUGCCUAAAGUUGUGACAGGAAUAAAAAAGUAAUAUGAAAUUUGUGAUAGUUUUCUUACUUUGUAUAUUCAUGAAGAAUCUAAACGAUGAACGUUUUACAUAAAGUGUUUGCAGGAAAUAUUCAGGAAUACAAGAAUGAUCUUCUAGGGUACCUACUAAAAUUCCUAAAAUCUCCUAAUAAUUCUGCACAAAUGGUAGUUGAAAAUCUAAAAGCCUACUCUUUUAUACGUUUCUUGCAGGAAAAGAUGUUUUUAGUUGUAUGAAAAAAAUGGGCUGAUGUGUUUAAUAUAUCACAUACCCCAAUUGAAUGUUCUAACUGCAAUACAAUGUCCAAAAGCAGCUUUAAGACUAAUAUAGUGUUUUUAUGUCUAAUACCAAUUAAUACAAAGAUUAUAAGUUUGUAAUUAAACAAAAUUAUUUGACUUUUAAGAAAAAAUGUUUCUGUUUUAAUUGUUAGUAAAAUGCUUAAUGCUUUCUAACUUCAUACUGUUAAUGAAUUUUUGUAGAUACUUCACAUUGUACCAAAUGUAAUACUUAUAAAUUUUCAGUAUUCAAAAGAAUACUGAAAAUUUUAUGCUACCUGCUUAAAUGGUUAUAUAUCAUUGCAGCUGCUAAAAUCUUUCCAAAAUAAAUAUUUUCUAUUAAAUGAAUUAUUAUUGUUCAAACUCCUCCUUGCCAAGGGUUAAGUUUCAUUCCAUUUUUGCAAUUUGUUCUUUUGAGUGCCCAAGAAGACUGCUUUAUCCAUUUGACUUUUGUAUAAACAAUUGGAAUUGUCUUAAUGAGGAAGUAUGCUGUAGGGUACCACAGGGUGGCCACUAAGGUGGUCCACAAGAAAAUAAAUUUUUGAAUUUAAUGUAGUGCAUCCUCUACAAUGAAAAUUUGUUAAUAAACAAAAAUUUUGGAUAGGUUUUAUCAAAAAACCUUUUUUAUUAUAAUUAAAAAAUAAAAUUAAAC